Messenger RNA from Gordionus sp. m RMFG-2023, 941 nucleotides. RefSeq names its product NADH dehydrogenase [ubiquinone] 1 alpha subcomplex subunit 8-like. The transcript has 3 exons. Lineage: Eukaryota; Metazoa; Nematomorpha; Gordioida; Chordodea; Parachordodidae. Bases 48 to 560 code for a protein of 170 amino acids. Gene Ontology annotation, biological process: mitochondrial electron transport, NADH to ubiquinone. The record is from RefSeq and is a predicted model, not a curated record.
GGCGACUCAAUCAAUAAUAAGAAUAUAUUCUAAUUAAGUUUAAAUUGAUGUCAGGAAUUCAAGGAGUUGUAACUGAUUCAUCACAAUUACCAUCUGACGAGGAAUUAUAUUGCCCAGAACUAAAAUUAACAUCUGUACCCUUAUAUGCUGGGGCGCGACAUUUCGCAAAAUAUUGUUAUGCUCAAAAUAAUGAAUUUUGGCUCUGUAGAAAGGAAGAAAGAGAUCCAAGGAAAUGUCUUAAAGAAGGAAAAAUUUUAAGCUUAUGUGCAUUAGAGUACUUUGAUAAAGUUAAAGAAUCAUGCCCAAAUCAAUUCAAAAAGUUAUAUAAAUGUAUUGAUUGGAAAAGUUCUCGAAAAGAUUUCACAGGAUGUAAAAAAGAAGAAUUGUCGUUUGACUAUUGCAUGUAUAACAAAUUGGGACUCUUGCGUUUCGAGCCAGGAUAUAUGUGUCGUCCUCACAUUCAUAAACCUACAAGGGAAAAACCAGAAAUUUAUAAAGGAAGGACAUAUCCUGAUGAUUAUUUGAAAGAAUAUCCCCAAGAAUUCAAUAAAACCAAAUGAAUUUAUGUAUUUUAUUUUGUAUUAUUGUUGUUUACUAGCUUAUGAAUUAAUUAAUUGAUUUCCUCUAUUUAUUAUUAUUAGAUAUAUUAAAUAUUGAUUAUAUAUAAUAGAAUUAAAUGAAUAUAUUUUCUUUUUAAUUCUAUUUGUCCAUUUUUCACCAAUCUCUAAUCUGCCAACUUUCACCUUUGGCUAAAUCAGUCGAUUAUAUUCACAGCCAGAUUUUGACUGGAACUUCUUAUUUAUUUUUUAUCUUAACCGGAAAAUCUUAUAUGAUAAGUAAUUAUUUAUAGAAUUCAGUUUAUUUUAACAAUAUUUUUUCCUAAAUUCACAUUCAAAUGCACGCUUUCAUUAGAUUUAUUAAACAAGCUCUGUAUACUAAUU